Aspergillus homomorphus CBS 101889 is the source of this 2299-nucleotide messenger RNA. RefSeq names its product glycerol kinase. The record is from RefSeq and is a predicted model, not a curated record. The coding region runs from base 380 to 2164 and encodes 594 amino acids. The transcript has 4 exons. Gene Ontology annotation, biological process: triglyceride metabolic process; glycerol-3-phosphate biosynthetic process; glycerol metabolic process. NCBI's taxonomy places the organism in Eukaryota, Fungi, Ascomycota, Eurotiomycetes, Eurotiales, Aspergillaceae. Gene Ontology annotation, cellular component: mitochondrion. Gene Ontology annotation, molecular function: glycerol kinase activity.
UCUCUCUCUCUUGUCGUAGUUCCAGCCCUAACGCUUUUCAAACGCCCCCAGCUCCACUGGGUCUUUCCCCCUCGUCUGUCUUAAGAAGCGGACUAGGGACGUAAUCCUGUUUUCCCUCGAUUCUACUUUCAAUACCGCCACAAUUUCUCCAAUCACUUCCUCUCUUCUCCAGGCUCUGCCUACCUGGUCACUUUUCUCCUACUUUCGGAAACCCGACGGGGAUUUUACCACCAAUCCUCCUCUUCCGCCUCCGCCUCAUCAUCGCUCCCCUCCUCAUCCUCCUACCGUCACUACCGCCACCAUUACCACCACUCCUAUCACUAGAGAUAUCCCUAAACCAGCACAACCACCACCCACGACCAAACCCCGCAAAUCCAAGAUGAGGAACCCCUUUGACAUGUCAGACCUUGACGCACUCGUCGAGGAACAACAAGAUCAUCAGCAGAAUCAUGCGGACCUGCACACUCACCAGUCGCAUGAUGGCAAUCGCUCUCUCCUGCAGGACGAGAGCCGUCGCGGCGAUAACCUCAAGGACCGCUUUAUCGGCGCCAUCGACCAGGGUACUACGAGUUCCCGCUUUAUCAUCUUCGACUGCACUGGUGUUCCCGUGGCUAAGUAUCAGAUGGAAUUCCGUCAAAUCCACGAGCGCUCAGGAUGGCACGAACAAGAUCCUUUCGAGCUGGUCGAUUCGGUCUACACCUGUAUCGAAGAAGCAAUGAAGACCUUCUUGGCCCUGGGCCACUCCCGGGAUCAAAUCGAGGCGAUCGGUAUCACGAGUCAACGUGAGACAGCAGUGUGCUGGGAUCGACAGACGGGCGAGCCGCUGCACAAUGCGAUCGCUUGGCCGGAUACCCGGACCACGGGCUUGGUCCGCGAACUCAAGGGCAAGAAGGGGGCCGAGGAUCUGUCGAAGAUUUGUGGUCUCCCACUGUCCACUUACCCCUCCUCCGUCACUCUGAUGUGGAUGCUCCGCAACCUGCCCGAGGUGAAGAAGGCCUACGAUGAGGGUCGCCUCGCAUUCGGUACCGUUGACACAUGGCUCUUGUACAACCUGAACGGCGGACCCGAAGGUGACCGCCUGGUGACUGAUGUCUCCAACGCCUCGCGAACCAUGUUCAUGAACCUCGAGACCCUCGAUUAUGACGAUCGCUUGCUGGAGUUCUUCGAGUUGGAUCGGAAUAAAAUCCAUCUCCCCAAGAUUAUCCCCUCUGCCGAUCCCGAAGGAUUUGGAUGGGUCCGGUCGGGCCCGCUCGACGGUGUUCCCAUCACCAGCUGUCUCGGUGAUCAAUCGUCCGCUCUGGUCGGUCACUGCGCGUUCACUCCCGGUUCCGCCAAGAACACUUAUGGCACUGGAUGUUUCCUCCUCUACAACGUGGGCGAGAAGCCCGUCAUCUCGAAACACGGUUUGCUGGCCACUGUGGGCUUCCAGCUCGGUAAGAACCGGAAGCCGGUCUACGCCUUGGAGGGUAGUGUGGCUGUCGCCGGAAGUGGUAUCUCCUUCCUGAUGAACAACAUGGGUUUCUUCCGUGAUUCGCGCAAAGUCAGUGAGGUCGCGGCCAGUGUGCCCGACAGCGGUGGCUGUGUCUUCGUGACCGCCUUCAGUGGUCUGUUUGCCCCCUACUGGAUUGACGAUGCCAAGGGUACUAUCUUCGGUAUCACGCAGCACACUCAACGUGGGCACAUUGCCCGCGCGACCAUGGAGGCCGCCUGCUUCCAGACUAAGGCUAUUCUGGAUGCUAUGGAGUUGGACAGUGGACACAAACUGACCGAGCUGGCUGUUGACGGUGGUAUGAGUAACUCCGACAUUUGCAUGCAGACCCAAGCCGACAUCAUCCAAAUCCCCCUUGAACGACCGGCGAUGCACGAAACCACGGCGCUGGGCGCCGCCAUCGCCGCCGGCUUCGCCAUCGAUGUGUGGAAGGACUUCAGCGAGCUGAAGGACAUGGACCGGGCCAACCGCACCACCUUCGUGCCGCACGUUACCCCCGCCCACAGCCGCAAGAUGUACCGCCAAUGGACCAAGGCCGUCGAGAUGUCUCGCGGCUGGCUGGACACGAACGAGGACAACGACGAGGAGGAAGAAGAGGACAAGAAGCAACAAGAGCAGCUGCAGCUGCAGCAGCAGCAACGACAACAACUUCAGAACUCCUACUUUGUCCACUGAUUUUCUUUUCCUCUUUGAAACAAAGAACCAAAGCGUUUUUGUCCGUCCCAUGAUAUGUGAUUCCUCAGUCUCCGGGUGUGUAUAUGCGUUUCAGCGUUUUUUCUUCUUUCUUGUUUAGUGCUUCGGGGUUCACGG